GAAAAACAAGAAUUCUAUAAAUCUAAUGUUUUCGUAGCUUUCGUGUUGCAAACACCCACGAGUUGUAAUGGAAUGGGGCCCGAAAUCUUUCGAACUGAUUAAAAAGAUCAAUGAUGUUCAAGCUAGGCUUUUUGUUUCGGAACUGGCCGUCGUAAUCAAAGAUGCGUACCCUAUUGCAGCCGUUCAUUUUUUGGUUCUGCCAUGGAAAGAUAUUGAUUCUGUGUACGAUUUGACGAUCGGCGAUAUUUCGUUGUUGCGGCAUAUGGAAGAACUGGGCUGGAAGGCAGUAACUUCUACGGGAUUACCAAAAGAAAGUUUCGAUUUUGGAUACCAUCAAAAACCGUCUCAACGGCGGCUCCAUUUGCACGUUGUGUCGAAAGAUUAUCAUUCUCCAUUCCUAAAGGAUCCUUUUCGCUGGAAUGCAUUCCACACUGAUUUUUUCAUUAAACUCGACCAUAUCUUAGCGACACUACACAUGAACGGCAAAAUGAAAAAACCCUCUCACGAACAUAUUUACGCGCUGCUUGUGAGCCCUCUUCGUUGCAAUCAAUGUCCCCAUGCACCAAAAACCUUCCUCAAACUAAAGGCGCAUUUGGAGCAACAUACUGAAGAAAAACAGGGCAACGCCUAAUAAUCGAUGAUGCUCCUUGUGGUAAUUUUAUUGUGAUGUAUGAAAAUACUUAGAAAUUAUGUAUUUUGUAUAAUAUAAUUUAAUGUAUAAUAUGUGAUU
Messenger RNA from Anopheles bellator, 730 nucleotides. RefSeq names its product aprataxin (gene Aptx). Gene Ontology annotation, cellular component: nucleus. The record is from RefSeq and is a predicted model, not a curated record. Gene Ontology annotation, biological process: single strand break repair; double-strand break repair. Bases 68 to 631 code for a protein of 187 amino acids. Gene Ontology annotation, molecular function: double-stranded RNA binding; DNA 5'-adenosine monophosphate hydrolase activity; single-strand break-containing DNA binding. NCBI's taxonomy places the organism in Eukaryota, Metazoa, Arthropoda, Insecta, Diptera, Culicidae. The transcript has 3 exons.